GAUAUUAAUUAUAUAGUUCAUUACUAACACAGUUAUAUAUUUUUAGUUUAAUAAUACUUAUGUAUGAGUAUAUAGAGAAUGGGGUUUGAAGUCUAUGAAAUAAUAAAAAUAAAUAAUCAAUGGCUAAUGGUGUAACUACGUAGUGGGAAGAUAUUCAUGUGAAACAUGGAAAUUACGUGGAAAGAGAGAAAGUGACAACUCUUGCAGAAACCUAUUAAUAAGCCAUUUAGAAAUUAGAUGAAAAGCAAGAUAGCGAUGAUGAUUUCUUUGAAGAUGAUGAAUUCACAAAAUAAUAUAAAGCAUAAAGGUAUGGGUGUAUUCAAUGUAGACUGUAAUAAAUGAUGGAGUAGUCUUAGAAGAAGUUAUACGGUGAAGUGUACGAGAUUUCUCGGGAUGAAUAUGUUAAACAAGUGACUGAGGCAUCAAAAGAUCGAUUUGUUGUUCUAUCUCUAUAUCAAGAUUAUAUUGUGGAGUCUUUGAAACUCAAUGAAGUCUUGUAGGAGCUAGCCAAAUAAUAUAAGGAGAUUAAGUUUGUUAAGAUGGUAGCAACUAAAUGCAUUGAAAAUUUUCCAGAUGACCAAUGUCCUUGUUUCAUUAUUUACAAAGACACCAAGGCAGUUUCCAAUAUUCCCUUCAUCCACAAAUUAAGAAAAAUUACAUUCGCCUCAAUUGAAGACCUACUGAUUGGACAAGGUUUGCAUUUAAACAUAUAAUGUAGGUGUCAUUCCAAAGCCAGUGGAAGAGGAUGAAUAGUAUGAGGAGAUCAAGGAUAAACUCAAACACCCAUAUAAAACUAAUAAUGUAAAGGAUGUGGAUGAUGAAAUAGACGACAGAGAAUACUCUCAUCAAGUUUAAUUUUAGAAGCCUAAAUGA
Molecule: messenger RNA, 873 nt
Organism: Paramecium octaurelia
Lineage: Eukaryota; Ciliophora; Oligohymenophorea; Peniculida; Parameciidae
Source: the annotation of a GenBank genome assembly